Messenger RNA from Guillardia theta CCMP2712, 957 nucleotides. RefSeq lists its product as hypothetical. The record is from RefSeq and is a predicted model, not a curated record. The transcript has 9 exons. Bases 1 to 957 code for a protein of 318 amino acids. Lineage: Eukaryota; Cryptophyceae; Pyrenomonadales; Geminigeraceae.
AUGGCGAAGACGCCGAGGCUGCGACGACAGAUCAUGUUGCAUGCUAGCAGCGCCAGCGCAGAGGUGAGGCACGAGAUGGCUGCUGCUGGAAGUGAGAGUCAGAUGCAGAGGAUGGAAGAUCCCCAGGAGAUGAUGAAGCGGAUCAGCGACAUGGAGGACAGCGAGGCGAGGAUGGCGGAAGUCAGGAGAUCAUUCCAUCUCAUGAACGAGGAGGCGAUGCAGUUCCUAGCGGGGAGGCUGCAGGAAGAGUCCGACAGCUCCAAGUGGCAAAACUUGCUCGGAGACAUUCAGAAGUUGACGAAUGAAAGGCUUGAGAACGGCAAGAAACUUCUGGUCGACUUGUUGAACUCAGGAGAGAUCAACGUCCUUGAUCGCAGAAUUGUCGAGAACGUGAAAUCUGGAGAGAUUGAUCCAGCGUUCCUGAUCGUCCUGGACAUGAACAUCAACGAUGCUCAGGCGAAGGCGACAGACGAAAUUACAACUAACCGAGUCCUCGGACAUAUCUACACUCGUGUGCAGGAGGAGCUGGAGAAGCGAGCAAAGCCCUCCCUGGGUCUCCUCCACAAGCUUCUGCGUCUCAUCGACGAGCCCGGGAUCCGCAUGAACCUCCUCGAGCACAAUCUAAAGCCCAAGCCGGAGGAGGAGCAGGAGUACGUCUACGUUGACGGCAAGUUGAUCAAGGACAGCGGAGCUCUAGUGAAGCCCGAGGAGCUCGUGGAGGCCAUCAAACUUUACAUGGAACGGGUGCGAGCUCUGGACCAGGUGGAGGAUGAAAGCAACAAAGUUACCGAAGAGACAAUUGGGCAGGCGUUCGAGGACUGCAGGGUGAUUGCAAAAGAUGCUAGAGCAGUGAUCGAGAGCUUAUACAACGAGGAAGAGGUGGAAGACUUUACAAGCUCGUUGACUCCCGUCUUUCAGCCCAUCAUGGAGACUCUGAGCAAGUACAGGAGGGGGUGA